GCAUCUUCGGAGACCGAUACUGCGGACGAGAAGUUCCUCACGCCAGAGGGAAGCAACCAUUCCGAUGUGGACACUCUGAGCUAUGAGCAGCGUCUCGAGGAGAUUCGUAUCGCUAACCCGCAAGGUGUAACAUCGGUACAGGGUGGCGUCGAUGUUGAACAGGCCGAGGAGGACUUUUCAGAUCUGAAUAGACAAUUUUCAAGCAUUUCGCACCAAGCUCGUCGAUUGUCAAGACAUGCUUCUCGGGCAUCUAAACCGACGGCCACUGUUGAUGAAGAAAAGGCGAGAAGCUCGAAUGACUCCGAGGAGUGGGAUUUAGAGACGGCUCUUAGGGGGAAUCGCGCUGCGGAGGAUGAAGCUGGGAUCAAGGAUAAGCGUAUCGGCGUGAUUUGGGACGAUCUCUCAGUGCGUGGAAUCGGUGGCGUUAAAACAUACAUCAAAACGUUUCCCGAUGCCAUUAUUGACUUCUUUAACGUCCCACAAACACUCAUGAACAUUUUCGGCUUGGGGAAAAGUGGCAAAGAAUACAAUAUACUGGAGGGCUUUCGCGGUUUGACUCGACCGGGGGAAAUGGUUUUGGUCUUAGGCCGGCCAGGCUCGGGAUGUACAACAUUUCUUAAGGUUAUUGCCAACCAGCGUGCUGGAUACACCGGCGUCGGUGGCGAAGUCUUGUAUGGUCCUUUCGAAUCAGACACAUUUUCCAAAAGAUUCCGGGGCGAAGCCGUAUACAACCAAGAGGAUGAUAUCCACCACCCGACCCUAACUGUCUCACAGACAUUAGGUUUCGCUCUGGACACCAAAACUCCAGGGAAACGUCCAUAUGGCGUGGGAAAAGCCGAGUUCAAGGAAAAAGUGACCCGAAUGCUACUUCGUAUGUUCAAUAUUGAGCACACGGCCAACACCGUGAUCGGUAAUCAGUUCAUUCGUGGCGUGAGUGGUGGUGAGCGCAGGCGGGUGAGUAUUGCAGAGAUGAUGAUCACUAGUGCGACUGUGCUGGCCUGGGAUAACAGCACACGUGGUCUGGAUGCAUCUACUGCGUUGGACUUUGCCAAGUCUCUCCGAAUCCUGACAAACAUUUACAAAACAACCACGUUUGUCUCUCUGUAUCAAGCUUCAGAGUCUAUUUACAAUCAGUUCGACAAGGUUCUAGUCAUAGAUAGUGGACGAUCUGUUUUCUUCGGACCAACCAAUGAAGCACGUGCCUACUUCGAGGGCCUUGGUUUCCGCAAGAAGCCCCGACAGACCACACCAGACUACCUCACAGGAUGUACCGACCCUUUUGAGAGAGAGUUCCAGGAUGGAAGAAGUGCUGCCGACGUUCCAUCGACACCUCAGACUCUUGCUGAUGCCUUUGAGAAAUCAGUUCAUAGCAAGCGACUCGAUGAAGAGAUGCUGGCUUAUCGUGCUCAGAUCCAACACGACAAGCAAGUCUUUGAGGAUUUUGAACUCGCAAACCAACAAGCAAAGCGGAAGUUCACGGCCAAAUCAUCUGUGUACUCCAUCCCUUUCCACCUACAGAUUUGGGCCUUGAUGCAACGGCAAUUCUUGAUCAAGUGGCAAGACAAGUUUGGUCUGACAGUCUCAUGGGCCACUUCAACUGGCAUCGCAAUCAUCCUUGGUACUGUCUGGCUGAAGCAACCAGAGACCAGUGCUGGUGCAUUUACUCGAGGAGGUCUCCUGUUUACCAGUAUGCUGUUUAAUGGAUUUCAGGCUUUUGCAGAACUCGCAUCCACGAUGAUGGGACGUUCUAUCGUGAACAAGCAUCGCUCAUUCACAUUUUAUCGCCCAAGUGCUCUAUUCCUGGCUCAAAUCUUUGUGGACACCACAUUCGCUACUUUCAGAGUUUUCAUCUUCAGCAUAAUUGUCUAUUUCAUGUGUGGCCUAGCUCUAGACGCUGGUGCCUUUUUCACCUUUGUCCUGUUCGUGCUAAGUGGAUAUGUUUGCAUGACAGUGUUCUUCCGAACGAUUGGGUGUCUGAGUCCUGACUUUGACUAUGCGAUGAAGUUCGCGGCUGUAAUGAUCACACUUCUCGUGUUGACUUCGGGUUACAUGAUCCAAUGGUCCAAUGGUCAGGUGUGGCUACGAUGGAUUUAUUAUAUUAAUCCGUUUGGCCUUGGAUUUUCGUCAUUGAUGAUCAAUGAAUUCAGUCGCUUAACGAUGACAUGUGUAUCAACAUCUUUGGUGCCCCAUGGUGCCGGCUAUGACGAUAUUGCCCAUCAGGCGUGCACUCUCGCAGGUGGUGAUUCGGGCUCCGACAUCAUUCCCGGAUCCAAUUACCUUGCAAAAACAUUCAGCUAUUACAGGUCAGAUCUGUGGCGGAACUUUGGCAUCAUGCUUGCAUUGAUUAUCGGCUUUCUUGCUAGUAAUCUGUACUUCGGAGAGGCCAUUCAGUUCGAUGCGGGUGGAAAGACAAUUACCUUUUAUCAAAAGGAGAACAAGGAACGGAAGGAAUUGAACGACGCCUUGGCUACGAAGAAAGCCAACCGCCAAACAAAGACCGUGGAUGCAGGAGCUAAUGUGGAGAUCACAUCGAAAUCAGUGUUUACCUGGGAAGAUGUUUGCUAUGAAGUGCCUGUGCCAUCGGGAACCCGACAACUUCUUAACUCCGUUUACGGAUAUGUUCAGCCAGGCAAACUGACAGCUCUGAUGGGUGCAUCAGGUGCAGGCAAGACCACCCUAUUGGAUGUACUGGCGGCGCGGAAAAAUAUCGGUGUGGUUACAGGAGAUAUCCUUGUCGACGGAAAGGCUCCAGGUACCGCGUUCCAGCGAGGCACAUCUUACGCUGAACAGGCGGAUACGCACGAGGCAAUGCAGACCGUGAGAGAGGCUUUGCGCUUCUCUGCCGAUCUUCGCCAGCCAUUCGAAACCCCACAAUCUGAAAAAUACGCCUACGUUGAGGAAAUUAUCGGCUUGCUUGAGCUGGAGAACCUGGCAGAUGCAAUCAUCGGAACUCCGGAAACUGGUCUUUCAGUUGAAGAGAGAAAGAGAGUCACUAUCGGUGUCGAACUCGCUGCAAAGCCUGAACUACUCCUCUUCUUAGAUGAGCCUACCUCUGGUCUUGACGGCCAAUCGGCUUUUAAUAUCGUUCGCUUCUUGAAGAAACUGGCAACAGCCGGUCAAGCUAUUCUCUGCACGAUCCAUCAGCCUAAUUCGGCAUUGUUCGAAAAUUUCGAUCGGCUCUUGCUUCUCCAGCGGGGUGGCCAGUGCGUGUACUUUGGUGAAAUUGGCUACGACUCCCAGAUCCUGCGGGACUACUUCUCUAAAAAUGGUGCCGAUUGUCCCGAAGAUGCUAACCCUGCUGAAUGGAUGCUCGAUGCCAUUGGCGCAGGACAAACUCGCCGGAUCGGUGAUCGCGAUUGGGCUGAUAUUUGGCGAACUUCCCCUGAAUUGGUCCAAGUGAAAAAAGACAUCAUUCAAAUCAAAGCAGAGCGAGCUCAGAUGAACCAAGACCACACAGAACAGGCUGGCUCAGUAAUCGAAAAAGAGUACGCAUCGCCCCUUUGGCAUCAGAUCAAAGUGGUUGGCCGUCGAACCUUCCUUUCCUUCUGGAGAUCCAAGAAUUACGGAUUCACUCGACUGUUCACCCAUGUUGCUCUAUCUCUGAUCACCGGACUUGGCUACAUGAAUCUAGAUGACUCUCGCUCUUCACUGCAGUAUCGUGUCUUUGUCAUCUUCAACGUCACUGUGCUCCCAGCAAUUAUUCUCCAGCAGGUUGAGCCACGUUUCCACAUGGCCCAAAUGAUCUUCUACCGAGAAUCUGCGUCCAAAACAUAUAGUCAAUUUGCCUUUGCACUUUCCAUGGUCCUCGCCGAAAUUCCCUACAGUGUCAUCUGUGCUGUGUGUUUCUUUUUGCCACUCUACUACAUCCCCGGAUUCCAAACCGAAUCCAGUCGAGCAGGUUACCAAUUCUUCAUGGUUCUCAUUACUGAGUUCUUCGCCGUGACACUGGGACAAAUGAUCGCAGCCCUGACACCCAACAGUUUUAUCGCCUCACAGCUCAACCCUCCAAUCUCUAUCAUCUUCUCCUUGUUCUGUGGAGUCACAAUUCCUCGCCCACAGAUGCCCAAAUUCUGGCGCGCCUGGCUCUACCAGCUGGAUCCUUUUACUCGGCUUAUCAGUGGUAUGGUCGUGACAGAGCUUCAUGGACGCAAUGUUGAAUGCAAAACAUCCGAGUACAACCAGUUCACUGCUCCAGCUAAUCAGACCUGUGGUGAAUACAUGUCCGACUUUUUCGAGCGUGGAGGAGCUGGUUAUUUGCUGGAUAAUGCCACGCAAGUGUGCGAAUACUGCGCAUAUAAAGUUGGAGAUCAAUUCUACGAAACAUAUGAGAUGAGCUUCACCCACCGAUGGCGAGAUCUGGGGAUCUUCAUCGCGUUUGUCUGUUCUAACUUGAUCAUUUUGUUCCUAGCGUCUCGAUUCCUUAAUUUUAACCGGAGAUAG
Penicillium odoratum is the source of this 4440-nucleotide messenger RNA. RefSeq names its product putative ABC transporter. Lineage: Eukaryota; Fungi; Ascomycota; Eurotiomycetes; Eurotiales; Aspergillaceae. Gene Ontology annotation, biological process: transmembrane transport. The record is from RefSeq and is a predicted model, not a curated record. Gene Ontology annotation, molecular function: ATP hydrolysis activity; ABC-type transporter activity; ATP binding. The annotation marks the transcript as partial. Gene Ontology annotation, cellular component: membrane. The transcript is spliced from 4 exons.